Molecule: messenger RNA, 1485 nt
Organism: Brassica napus (rape)
Lineage: Eukaryota; Viridiplantae; Streptophyta; Magnoliopsida; Brassicales; Brassicaceae
Product: probable pectate lyase 16
Exons: 4
Coding region: 40-1224 (394 amino acids)
Molecular function (GO): pectate lyase activity
Source: RefSeq, a predicted model, not a curated record
UUAAUCUCCCUUCUCAAUCCCUAAACCACGUACCAUACCAUGACUCUUUUCUCCAAUAUUUGUGUCUUCGUGGCACUAUCCCUAUGUCAGUCCUUGGUUCUAGCCAUUAACAACGGCUAUUACGGGUUUAACCCAUCGGUCGCCAGCUACCUGCCGGAGAAACCUCAGAACAUCAUGAAUCCAGUGGACUCGUGUUGGCGGCAUAAAUCUGACUGGUCCGCUAACCGCAAAGAUUUAGCCGAUUGCGCAGUUGGGUUUGGUUCAUCUGCCUUAGGCGGCAAGAAAGGUAAUAUAUAUGUUGUCACAAACCCCAACGACAAUGCAGCGAACCCUAAACCGGGUUCUCUGCGAUACGGUGUGAUCCAAGACAAGCCGCUGUGGAUCACUUUCGCUAAAGAUAUGGUCAUAACCUUAGAGAAUGAGCUCAUGGUGAAUAGCUAUAAGACCAUAGAUGGGAGAGGGGCAAAAGUGGAAAUUGCGUUCGGACCGUGCAUUACGAUACAACAAGUGACGAACGUAAUUGUGCAUGGGAUCAGCAUCCACGACUGCAAACCGGCGAAGUAUGGAAUGGUGAGGAGUAGCACAACGCAUGUCGGUCAUCGAAAAGGAUCGGACGGUGAUGCGAUCGCUAUUUCCGGUUCGUCUCAUAUUUGGAUCGACCAUUGUUUUCUAGCGAGUUGUACGGAUGGCCUGAUCGAUGUGAUACAUGCUUCAACGGGAAUCACGAUCUCCAACAACUAUUUUACUCAGCAUGUUAAAGUGAUGUUGCUCGGACACAACGAUAACUUCGUGCAAGAUGUGAACAUGAAAGUGACCGUGGCAUUCAAUCAUUUUGGACCACGACUUGUGGAGAGAAUGCCAAGGGUAAGACGAGGUUACGCUCAUGUGGCAAACAAUAGAUACGAUAAAUGGAUAAUGUAUGCAAUUGGUGGUAGCGCCGAUCCAACCAUUUUCAGUGAAGGAAACUAUUUCAUUGCUUCUGAUAAAUCUAACAGUAAAGAGGUGACAAAGAGAGAAGUGAAAGGAGGGUGGAACAAUUGGAGAUGGAGAACUUCAAAGGACGUUUUCAAGAACGGGGCUUACUUCGUACCUUCCGGUUACGGCAGCGUUGAUUUGCCAUACAGUUCCGCUCAGCGAUUCACAGUGGCUCCAGGGAACAUGGUUCCUUCUCUAACCGCAGACGCUGGCCCUCUAAACUGCAACCGCAAUCUCCCUUGUUAUUAGUAUAGAAGAGGUGAAUGCGAAAACCAAAAGAAAAUGUUACAUGUGUAUACAUACUCUUUUCACGAGAUGUAUCUAAUUUCUGGUAGAUCACGUUACUUUUCUUUAUUUACUUAGUUUAAAUCGAUUAAUUAUAUGUUUUGAUAGUGCUUCAUUAGAUGUGUGGUUAAUGGUUAUGAAUGAUGAAAUACGUCAAGAUCUGUUUAAUCCACCGAUAUGUAAAAUUCUUUGAAACUUUAAAAACAGCAAUCUAUAAGCAAUCUA